GUAAUAAUAAUAAUAAUAAUAAUAGGAAAGACUUAGAAUACGUUGAGGCUGCUUUAAUACUUUAUUAGGUCUUGUAAAGUACAGUUAACGCAACGCCAAAGGGCGGGUCGAAAAAGAUUUCAAAGGUCGGCUUUUGAAAUUCCAAUGGGCGGUUUUUUCAAUCUCAAAGGGCGGCUAUUUAAAUGAGUACGCAUUUUUUUAUGAAGAUGGGCAGGAGAGAAUUGUUGACGAGGAAGGGCGCGAUGCAAUGGAAUGGGAAUAAGAAGUUCACCCACAUCACCUAGAAACGUUAAUCCGCCUAAGGCUUUAUUGUGAAAAGCAGGGUCUAGAGCAAAACUCGGUUGAUGAAGGUUUAGAUGCUGAAAUGGAGGAAGCUUCAAGAGUAGUAAAAACGCAGAAAAAGCAUUACAAUGGCUACUUCAGCGAACAAAAACUUCUUUUUGUCUAUUACAAUAGGGUAAAGCUAUUCAAUGCUGCUAAAUCUGGUAGAUUAGCUAGAGGAAUUGCUGAACUAACAGCACAGAAAUGGGCCAAGAGACUCAAAGAAGACAAAGAUUGGAACAUCUUGGAAAAACAAACUAACAAAGUCAAUAGGCCGAAGGCGCAGCUUGAUAAAAGACAUAAGAUUCAUCUACUCAACUUUUAUGAUAAUAAGCCUCAAGUCAGGAUUGUUGAUGCAGUUGCUUCGCUCAUUUCUGUUCCAUGCAUUUGACACUGAUACUCUAACCAUUAAUGAUAUAUAGGCAGAUCCGGUAGAUGAUUUUUAAUUGGGCCUAAAGCAUCCACGCCAUUCAAUGCUUUCAAGAUAGCUUGUUCACCUGUCAAUCCACCUGUGACAGUUGCAAUCUUUCGAUUGAUUUUAUUUGGUAAUCUAGCGUUUGCAGCAACUUAAUGUUCCCCAACAAAGCUCUCCUUAUAGUUUCUUGGCCAUGGGGCCGUUAGAUCCAAAAAUCAAAAGUUUCAUUUUGUAUGUUAAAAUACAAUUAUAUAUUGAGUAAAGAGAAGUAGUUGGAUGGGGGCACAGCUUUUAUGUGUGAAGCAAAAAUGAGACUAGACUACAAAUAAUCCCCGUUGCUGGUGUGGUAAUUGGUAAGGUAAAUAUAAUAAAAAAAAGGGAGUCAAGUAAAAGUACUGUGAGACUGGAU
This is a messenger RNA of Rhizopus microsporus ATCC 52813, 1145 nucleotides long. RefSeq lists its product as uncharacterized. The transcript has a single exon. NCBI's taxonomy places the organism in Eukaryota, Fungi, Mucoromycota, Mucoromycetes, Mucorales, Rhizopodaceae. Bases 365 to 712 code for a protein of 115 amino acids. The record is from RefSeq and is a predicted model, not a curated record.